Cydia strobilella is the source of this 1918-nucleotide messenger RNA. It is a transcript of the gene Nemp, whose product is annotated as nuclear envelope integral membrane protein. The coding region runs from base 174 to 1418 and encodes 414 amino acids. The transcript is spliced from 8 exons. The record is from RefSeq and is a predicted model, not a curated record. Gene Ontology annotation, cellular component: nuclear envelope. Lineage: Eukaryota; Metazoa; Arthropoda; Insecta; Lepidoptera; Tortricidae.
GCAAAACGCAAACCGCCGAUCAAGCUCGUCGUCGUAACAUAACAAGAAUAAAACUAAACAACUAACAAGUUAAUCCAGCAAGUUUUGACAAAAAUUAAAUGAAAAAGUAAUAGUGCAUCGCGUUGAUAGUUAUAGAAAGACGGUUAUGUGCUUGUAUUAACAGUUAUUUUAACAUGGAGGGAUCACAACACUUGCAAAUUUUGUUAUUGUUAGUGAUGAUUUCUCAAGCUCACUCCGUGUCGUAUGAUGUGCAUUGGCUGGGCGGCUCGCAGACUAUAGACCGUGAUAUAUCGUCUACAAAACAAAAUAUAGACAUUUAUUGUUACCGGGGCACAUCCAAAAACAUCUUGGCCCUGUGGCAAACAGCUAAGUUCCACAUAAGGAUAAAGAAUGAUGAAUUCGGCCAAUACCUUGGCAGCAGCCCGGCCGAGGUGUACAAAGAGUACACGGAAGACAGCUACGGCUGGUCCGUGGUCAGCCCAUUCAAUAAGAGGACCUACAGGACGGUGGCUAUAGAUCUCUUCAAUACUACAUGUAUGGCUAUCAAUACUAAACAUAGGCACAGUAUUGAGCUGCAGAUUAUUAGGGUGGACAUUUGGCGCGUGUUGCUAAUGUUCCUAGGCAUAUGCACUGUGUUCUCAUCACGCGCGCUCAGCGGGAACCCAUUGUUCUUCUACUUGUGCGGGGUUCUUGUGGGCGUGUCAGCUUCAUUCAUGGUGCUGGUGUAUUAUAUCAGCAGACUUCUACCUAGGAAAACCUUAACAUAUGGUGUGCUAAUCGGCGGUUGGACUGUCGGCGUGUACAUCUUCCAGCAAAUAUGGGAGAAUAUCCGUAACAUCGUAAUGUCUUACCAGACAUAUAUGUUCUGGUAUACGCUGGUCGUGGGAUUCAUCAGCUUUCUGGUGUGCUAUAGGGUGGGACCGCCGAGGAAUCAACGGAGCAAGAACCUUGUCAUGUGGACACUGCAGGGUAUCGGCGUGCUAAUGAUGUUCUUCAGUAGCGAGUAUCAAGAAGCGUCCACGGCCGUGGUGGCCGUCUGUCUCACCAUUAAAUACUUCCCGCAGUCCGUGCUCAACUCUAUUUAUGGAUAUUGGCGGCGCAAGUUCCCGCCGAAGCCGCGACUGCUCACGAGUGAAGAGUACUACGAAGAGGGAGCGAGAGAGACGAAAGAAGCUCUCGAGAGUUUGAGGAAGUACUGUUCGAGUCCGGAUUGUGCGCAGUGGAGGAUCAUGCUCAAACUAAACGACUCUAAAAGGUUCGCAUCGUUCGUGGAAGGCGACUCCCACCUGAGCGACGACGAGAUCCUCGACUACGAGUCGUACGCGUUCUCGACGGACCGGAGGAAACCCGUCGCCAACUCCACCAGGAUAGCCACGCUGGACAUCUCGGACGACGAUAUCACGGACGACGAAAUGUGAACUUUACGGUGUAAGUUAUAAGACUGAUUGUUUGUUAGCUAGAGUUGAACCUGUGUCGAAACUAGGGAUGAAAAUUCCGGAAAACUUCAAAUGUUAUUUUUUACAAAAUUUUCCGAUCUUUUCGGUUUUUUUCCAGCUCUAUUCAGAAUAUGGAUGGUAUAGAAAGGAUGCCAAUCUCUUAUGGCAGAAUUGUUGCAAAAGUGACCGCUUUCAGCUUUAAAUAAUAGUUCCUAAUCUCUCCAGUGGCGCUAGUUAGGCUCUGGGACAUGAGUACAUGAACCAUAUAAGGCAACAAAUAACCUGACCAAAUUACGUAGGUUGGUUUUGGUAGUAUUUCGGUCUAUAGUGGCGCCGCCUAAUUACUGUUUUUUGAUGGACACUUUUCAUACAUAGAGAUUUGGCUCCUUUAUAUAGUCUCCAUGAUUCAGAAAAAUUAAAUAUGUCACACACAAUGCCAAUGAGUGAUGUGAUGACAGUGUCAAUGCCAUAAACAAACACAU